UAGUCCAACAGUGUUAUGAAGAUGUACCUAGUAUGAAUUUUCAAGGCGGCUCUAAUAACUCCAGAAAUUUUCAUGGACCAGGGGGAAAUUCCUCUCUGCUAAGAGGUCCUAGUAAUAAUAAUGGAGCUUUAUUUAAUAAUGUUCAGAAUAGAGUGAACCCGUGGGAGGCUGGUUUUACUCCAGCAGGUGUUGGGAAUCGUUCUUCAGGUGGUUUACUUCCCACUCCAAAUAUACCCGCCGGGCCGGGGCUUUUACAGCAACCUGGAACUGGAACCUUGCAGAAUGUUCAAUUGGCUGUUGCCAACAAUGUCCUCAGUCUGCUUCUCCCCAAUAUGCAGCAACCUCAGCGGCACAACCAGCCUUUGUUAGGUUGCCCUAAUAGAGGAUUAUUGAGCUUGAAUCCGAAUAUCGGAGGUCAGGGGCAAGGUCCAAACCCAAAUUUUGGUCAGAGCCCUAUGGGUUUGAGGCCAAACAUAGGGCCGAACCAUGGGGGCCCAAAUAGAAGAUCAGAUGCGUACACUAAGAUGCACUAUCGUAAUCGAGAGGGACAGACUGAUGAUGGCCGCAAAUCUAACUUUUCACGUCAUACCGGGCAUCCAGGUGCUAAUCCUAGGAACAACAAUGAAAGAAAACCAAAUGCAAGAUGUGAAAGUAAGAUUGCAGGUGCAGUUAAUCAAGACAAGUGGAAGAAAGAGAUCAAUGAUGAAGAUAUUGAGAAGGAAGCUCUAGCAUAUGCUGACAUUCAUGUUGACUUUUUUUAUUGUCAUAUAUGUUCAUGCAAAUUGAGUGGCUCACUGGAAUUUGCAAGGCAUCUAAAAGGUAAAAAUCACCAAUCUAAAUUCAACCAAUGUGAGGAGAAAUACAGAAAAGAAACAGAAAAGAUGCGUGAAGAAAUGAAGGUGGAGGAGACUCAAAAUCAAAUCAAAGAAGUUAGAAUGAGAAAUGGGAAACCAAUUCCGAAAUCAUUUCGCGAACACUGUACAAUGUGCAACCUUCAUUUUUUCGGAAAUUUAAUUGCACAUCGGAAGAGCAAUCGUCAUCAACAAUUAAAAUCCUUCUUACACCCAAACUGUGAGCUAUGUGAUAAAGAAUUCUCCUCUAGGAUAGACUAUGAUUACCAUCUACUCUCUGCAGUGCACCUCAGUGCUCUAAAUGAUCAGAAACAACAACUUUCAACCCAUGUCAAAAAGAAGGAUAUACCUCUCCAAACAGAGGAAGAGAAGAAACCUUCAACCCAAAAUAAUAAAAAGACUGAUAUACCCCAAGUAGAGGAGAAGACUGUUGAUCAUCCUAAAAAAUCGCCCUCUACAAUUGCUAAUCCUUCAAUACCAAAUUUUGAUCCGAGCAAAGAAAUUGGGAUGGAAUUCCUAGAAGAAAAGACUGGUUACUUAUGUAAAUGCUGCAAUCGGUUUUUGAGCAGUAGUGCUGACGCUAAGACGCACUGUAGGUCAAGGUUUCACUUCGAUAAAUAUGUAGCUCACAUGAGCAUGAAGGACAACCAACCUGUUAAACAAUUAUUAAAACAGAAUGAAAGUCAAUGUAACAAAGUAGAACCAGAGCCUAAAGAAGUUAAAAAACACUGCCUAAAUGAUGAUGAAGAUGAUGAAGGAAACUGGAAGAGGAGGAGAAUUGUCAAAGAUGAUGAUGAUGACACCAAAGCUAAUGCAAACCAGAAAAUGGAUUCUAAAGGAAUUGAAAAACUUGCACCUGAGAAAAAUGAAGACAAGUUGACAACUAAUGUUACUGACAAAGCUGAGCCGGAUAACAUGGAUGAAGAUGAUCUAUAUGACUUGGAAAAGACACUAUUAAUAGAGGGACCAGCAUGAGAAACGCCUCUAACCAAUUUGUAAAGAUAUGUUUGAACUAAGCUCAUCUACAGUCAAGUAUCGUGAUUAUUUUUGUCCCACUUCAAGGGUGUCAAAUCUGUGCAGUGUUGCUCAAAUUUUUUGUUGAAGGGAAUGUUGUACGGGUAUUUCUGAUAUUAAAUAUGAUUAAAAAUAA
Frankliniella occidentalis (western flower thrips) is the source of this 2001-nucleotide messenger RNA. RefSeq names its product zinc finger protein on ecdysone puffs (gene Pep). The record is from RefSeq and is a predicted model, not a curated record. Bases 33 to 1826 code for a protein of 597 amino acids. NCBI's taxonomy places the organism in Eukaryota, Metazoa, Arthropoda, Insecta, Thysanoptera, Thripidae. The transcript is spliced from 14 exons. Gene Ontology annotation, cellular component: nucleus. Gene Ontology annotation, molecular function: nucleic acid binding; zinc ion binding.